This is a messenger RNA of Abrus precatorius (Indian licorice), 1873 nucleotides long. RefSeq names its product cytochrome P450 71D11-like. NCBI's taxonomy places the organism in Eukaryota, Viridiplantae, Streptophyta, Magnoliopsida, Fabales, Fabaceae. Bases 98 to 1633 code for a protein of 511 amino acids. Gene Ontology annotation, molecular function: monooxygenase activity; heme binding; iron ion binding. The record is from RefSeq and is a predicted model, not a curated record. The transcript is spliced from 2 exons.
CCAACUCUUGUAUUCGAAUUCCCUCCACCUUCAAUAAUCUUUAUCUUAUCAAACUAGGAACACUUUAGUCCAGACUACACAGGUUUGUUUUAUCUCCAUGGAUUUCCAUAUCCUUGAUUUACUAGCUUUAAUCUCCUUUUUCCUCUUCAUGCUUAUGGCACUGAGAAUAGUGAGGAAUCUGAAGACAACAACAUACUUUACGCCAAAUAUACCCCCUGGGCCAUGGAAGCUACCUAUUAUAGGAAACCUACCCCAUCUUGUUACAUCUACACCACACCGAAAAUUAAGAGACUUGGCCAAAAUAUAUGGACCCUUGAUGCAUCUACAACUUGGGGAGGUCUUCACCAUAGUUGUUUCCUCACCAGAAUAUGCUAAAGAGGUAAUGAAAACCCAUGAUCUUGUGUUUGCAUCAAGGCCUAAAAUUCUAGCAGCAAAAAUAAUUGCUUAUGAUUGCACAAAUAUAUCUUUUGCACCUUAUGGACACUAUUGGAGACAGCUACGAAAAAUUUGCACUUUAGAGCUUUUCACCCCAAAACGUCUCAAUUCGUUCAAGCCAAUAAGAGAAGAAGAGCUCACCAAUCUCAUCAAAAGGAUAGCAUCAGAGAAAGGACCACCCUUCAAUCUCACUCAGGCACUGCUCUCAUCAACAUAUGCAAUCAUUUCAAGGGCUGCGUUUGGCAAGAAGUGCAAAGAGCAAGAAGAGUUCUUAUCUGUGGUGAAAGAAGUAUUAAAGGUUGCUGGAGGUUUCGAAAUAGGAGAUUUAUUUCCUUCUGCUACAUGGCUUCAACUUGUCACUGGUUUGAGACCUAAGCUUGAGAGGCUUCAUCAUAAAAUGGAUCAGAUAUUGGAAAACAUCAUUAAUGAACAUAAGGAGGCAAAAUCAAAAUCCAAACAUGCCCAAGGUAAAGGAGAGGAAGAUCUAGUAGAUAUUCUCCUAAAAUUUGAAGAUGACUGUGAUGGCAAUCAAGAUAUUUGCUUAACUAAUAACAACAUCAAGGCUAUAAUUGAGAAUAUCUUUGCUGCUGGAGGUGAGACAUCAGCAACUACCAUAGAUUGGACAAUGGCAGAGUUGGUGAGAGAUCCAAGGGUGAUGAAGAGAGCACAAGAUGAAGUGAGAGAGGUAUUCAAUAAGAAUGGAAGGGUUGAUGAAACUUGCAUCAAUGAAAUGAAAUAUUUGAAAUUAGUUGUUAAAGAGACUUUGAGGUUACAUCCUCCAGCUCCUCUUUUACUUCCAAGGGAAUGUGGACAAGCAUGUGAGAUUCAUGGGUAUGACAUACCAAUCAAAAGUAAGAUAAUUAUCAAUGCUUGGGCAAUUGGAAGAGAUCCAAAAUAUUGGACUGAACCAGAGAGGUUUUAUCCAGAGAGAUUCAUUCAUAGCUCUAUAGACUACAAAGGAAGUAGUUUUGAGUACAUUCCAUUUGGUGCUGGAAGAAGAGUAUGUCCAGGUAGCACAUUUGGUUUGCUAAAUGUUGAGCUGGCACUUGCAUUGUUGUUGCACCAUUUUGAUUGGAAGCUUCCCAAUGGAAUGAAAAAUGAGGACUUGGACAUGACUGAGCAAUUUGGGUUGACUGUUAGAAGAAAAGAUGACCUGUAUUUGAUUCCUGCAGCUUCUUCUCGUGUGCUUGCAAUAUAAUGCUCUCAACUCAAGCCAUAGAACCUUGGAAUUUGGCGUUUCCCAUUUUCUCUUUAAAUAAGGCUUUUGAAGUUGGACAAAACUUGGCUAUUGUUAUUUGGCCACGGCCAGUACUCUUUACUAAUUAAAAUUAUAAUUUUAUUAAUAAAAUAUGUAUAUUUAAUGUUAUUGCAUAUUCAUAAUGUAAAUUUUAACUUAAUUAACUUUGUAUUUUUAGUCAUAUAAUUUAGAUUUUGAGUU